Messenger RNA from Candidozyma pseudohaemuli, 1059 nucleotides. RefSeq lists its product as uncharacterized. The record is from RefSeq and is a predicted model, not a curated record. Bases 1 to 1059 code for a protein of 352 amino acids. NCBI's taxonomy places the organism in Eukaryota, Fungi, Ascomycota, Pichiomycetes, Serinales, Metschnikowiaceae. The transcript has a single exon.
AUGAAAGCGGCUGUUUUCAAGAAGCCAUACCUUGUCGAGACUGUCGAGAAGCCGAUUCCCCAUAUUACUUCCCCCACCGAUGCAGUCGUUAAGGUAAAGUACUCGGCACUUUGUGGAUCUGAUCUCCACUACUACCGAGGACACAUCCCACUGAAGGAGAACACGACCAUGGGUCACGAAUUCGUGGCCACUGUUGUCGAGAAGGGUGACGCAAUUGAUGACUCGGCUUUCGCUGUUGGAGACGAUGUCAUCUCUUGUUUCACAAUUCAGUGUGGGGAAUGCUGGUACUGCCAGAAUGGCUACUCGGGAACCUGUGACAAGACCAAUACUUUUGGAAAGAUUGGAUUGGAAGGCGGCCAAGCUGAGUAUGUUCUCGUUCCCUACGCAAAGUCCACUUUGCACAAGAAACCCCAGAGCUCGGACGACGACUCCGUGUACGUGCUCAUGGCAGACAUCUUUGUGACGGGCUACUUUGGCAUUAAAAAGGUGAUGGAUCAUCUUUCCAGCUUCAAGACUAAGGAUAUCACGAUUCUCCAAAUUGGAGCGGGACCAGUCGGUCUUUGCUCAGUCAGAAUAUUGAAGCACUUUGGCUUCAAGUAUGUCGUGGUAGUGGAUGGCAUUCCUGAACGUUUGGAACAUGCCAAAAAGCUUGGGGCACAUGACACCGUCAACUUCAAGACCGAAACAGACAAAUUACAAAAACUUAUCGAGACUGGCACCGGUGGCUUGGGAUUCGAUGCGAUCUUGGAGAUUGUGGGUGCGCAGCUGUCCAUGAGGACUGCGUUUGACAGUGUAAGAAGGGGUGGCUUUAUCAGUUCAGUUGGAAUGGGUCACGAGCCACUUCCAUUUAAUGGUUUGGAGGCUUACGCGAAGUGUGUUACUGUCAGUUUUGGCAGAUGCAAUGGCUGGUCAUUGUUUGGAGAUGCUUUGGAGGUGUUUGAACAGGUCAAAGGGGAUUUUGGUGAUUUUAUAGACGCCAGGCCGUCAAUUGAUGAAGCAAAGGAAUACUACGAAAGGUUUGAACGGGGUGAUGUGGGAAAGGUGGUUUUUACCUUCUAA